AAUUUUCUUACAUUGUAAUAAUAAUCAAAGCCAAAGUCAUCUUGCAAGAAAACAUCCUUUAGCUACACAAAAAUAAUUGGGCUGAUUUUGGGAUACCAAGUCAUGUCUACCAAUUGUAUCUCAACUUCAUCAUCUACCUGCAGCUACUUGAUCUGCCAUGGCCAAGGCAUCAAAGCUGCUCGAACUACAAAAUUUAGUUUUCCGGCAACAACCAAUCGCAAUCAAACCAUAGGGCGAACUCAGAGCCUCAGAAAGCUUGGAUUCAAAUAUGGAUCGAUUUCAUCGUUUAGAUCCAAAUCUAGGAUUUUGGUUCCAGUCAAUGCAUCAUCUUCACCAAAUGGUCCCUUUCCCUCUUCUUGGCAAACAUGGAUGGUGGGAAUCCUUAUGACAAUGUUUCUAGGCUACAAAGGAGGGCUACUCUCGAAACUUAAAUGCAAGAUUGAUCAAGCCGUACAAGUAGUCGGGAAUUUGGCAAGGGUAGUUGAAGAGGUUGGCGAAGAAGCAGAAAAGAUCGUAGAGGAGGUGGAGGAGAAACUCCCCGGAGAUUCAAAGCUUAGGCAAACGUUGGAGUCAUUCGAUAAUCUUGCAAAGCACGCCGUCAACGAUGCUAAAAAGGCCGAAGAAGUUGUUCACAAGGUAAAAGAUGUAGAAGAAGAAAUUGAAGAGACGAUCAAGAAAGGUGAGAAAGCUCAACCCAAGAAGAAAUUAUAAGUGUGCUUAUAAUAUAUAUAUAUAUAUAUACUUUAUGAAGUGUUUGAAUUGACCCAAUGAAGAAAUGAAACUUGCU
Molecule: messenger RNA, 787 nt
Organism: Andrographis paniculata
Lineage: Eukaryota; Viridiplantae; Streptophyta; Magnoliopsida; Lamiales; Acanthaceae
Exons: 5
Coding region: 103-711 (202 amino acids)
Source: RefSeq, a predicted model, not a curated record